AUGGCCGACGACGCCGACGACGACGCCAAGGCUGAGACGGACCUGCUCAAGAUGGAGUUCGUGGCCAUCGACGGCCGCUACCGUGCGCUGCCUCGCGGGACCUCGACCGAGAAAGGUGCGACGCUCGGCGACUACCACUCGCCGCUGCCCGACGGCUGGCAGCACAAGGAGAGCUCGUCGCACCCGGGCAAGUUCUACUACAUCCAGCCGUCCGGCGGCGCGGUGUGGGUCCCGCCGCUCGUGCGCACGGGCCACCUCUACGCGUGGAAGCUGCUCAUCUACAUCGAGUUUGGCCCCGGCAAGCUCGGCAUGAACCUCCGUUCGAUCGUGCAGGGUCCCGACAUCCCAUGGCAGCAGUUCCAGGUCGAGAUCCACGCGCUCGUCAAGCUUGCGAGCGGCCUCCCAAGCCCUGCCGAGAUGUACAACUGGAGCGUCAAGCCCGAUCGGCGCAUCUACCCUGGCUUCCGCAUGGUCGAGAUCCAAGGCACGUCCAUUGCCGGCUACUCGUACAACGAAGUUAUCGAGAAGAUCAGCCAGACGCCGCGGCCCGUCACGAUCGGCUUUUGCGACAUUAGCCGCGGCCUCAAAGGAGACCCGGCCGACGACGAAGAAGACGAGACGGAGCUCGACCCGGAAGAAGAGAACAAGCUGCGGCUGCGUGCGAUCGAGUCGGAGCACAUGAAGACGCUCGUGGUCACACAGUUGCACAAGGAGGUGUGGUCCAUGGACACCAACCGCCUCCUCUUCGACGAAGCCACUUCCAUCGCCAAGGGCCGCGUCCUCGAGAGAGAGAUGAAGGUCCUCCAGAUGGUCUCAGCCAACUAUGCAAGCGAGAUCGACCGCCUCGUGCCCGAGAAGGAGAUGCUCCAAACCCACCUCGACCAGCUCGAGCUCGAGCGCCGCCAUACGAUCCUGCCGGCGGAAAUCACCAAGUGCCAGAGCCUCACGGCGCGCCAACAACAGCUACUGGACACGAUCGCGCAGCUCGGCGUCGAGAACAAGCAGCUCCAAGACACGUUCGCCGAGCGCACGGCGCUGCUCGAUCGCAUGUACGUAGAGCUCGAGGACGACGUCGCGACGCCCGAGCGCAUGUCGAGCAGCCAGCUUCUGGACGAGUACAACAUCACGGGCCCGCCUUUGCAGAAGGUCGACUACUGCAACAUGCUCUACUUCCAGCUCCAAGAAGCGCUCCAAGUCGAGCAGGACAAGGCCAAGCUCGCCCAAGAGGAGGUCAACCAGCUCUCGCGGCACCUCGACGCCAUGAACAGUCGCGAGAGCGCUGUUGCCCUCGCAGCCGCGUCCUCGGACGCGAUCCUCGGCACGUCCAGCAACGAGAGCUCGAUCCGCGACCUUGAGAUGAAGCUCGAGUGGCUCCGGCACCAAAUGCACAAGACGGUGGCGGCGCUCGCCAAGGCCGAGAAGCGCGGCAACGAGAAGAUGGCGAAAGCUGGCUUGCGCCGGCGCAAUCUGCUCAAGUCCGAGAUCCAAGUCGUCCACGACGAACUCGCCUCGAAGCGGUCGGCCCGCGGCACGCAGCUCUCUUGCUCGACCGAGGUCGACCUCCUCGAGCGCAAGACGUCGUAUUUGCGCACUGCUUUGCGAGAGACGGUCGACGCGAUCGCCAAGACGACGGUCAACGACGACCGCGCCAUGUACCUCGCCCGCAAAGCUUUCUUGAAGAAGGAGCUGCAGACAACGGGCGAGCGCAUGCAGGAGGUCGUCCACAUGGAAGCGCUCGGCGGACGUCGCAGCAGCAAUAUCCUUGGGUCGCCACUCAAAGCUCUCGCCAGGAAAAGCCUUACGUUCGAUGACGACGACGACGAGUACGACGCCAACGACUUUCGCACGUCGGCGUUCGUCGAUUCGCCCGACCUCCCCGGCACGCCCGUCGAGUUUGCCGAGAGCUUGUCGCCAGUGUCCGAGUCGCCGCCGAUGCCCGCGCAGGUGCCUCGUGUCGUGCCUCCGCCUCUCGCUCUUGACCCUUCGCCACCGACACCACCGACACUCAAGAUGCCACCGACGCCGCCGACGCCCAAGAUGCCACCGACACCGCCCGCACCGUUUUUGCCAUUGCCAACGUACACGGCGCCAGCGGCCGCGGUCGCGACCCCGCCGAUGGUGCAAGCACCUGCGUCGCCCGACCACCGCUUUGCAGCGCAACUUACGGAAGCGCUUUCGGUGGUCCGAGACUCGCAGCGGCUCUCGCUAAACUCGCUGCACGACGAGCAACCGACGACUACGACCACGACGGCGGACGUCGACCGGAUCACCGAGUCCAUCCGGUCGCUCCACGACAACGACGUCGACACGGACAACGAGAGCGAGAACGACGACGACGUGUCAGCGGCGAGGAGACUCGAGCAGCUCAAGAAGGAGCUCCGCAUCGUGUCAGCGCAGCUCGCAAGUACGCCGAGGUCCCAGUCCCACGUCAUCUCCAAGCUGCACCGCGAUCGGACGCGCCUCAAGGCCGCGGUCGCCCAAGCCCAAGACCAAGUGCUUGUGGAUAACCUCCAGCAACAACUGCGUGCUGCAAUGGCGCAGGCCACACAGGCCGCGUCCCAAGGCGACCGUGCCCGCGAGAUCCACUACAAGCGCAAGGCCGCUGAGCUUCAGACAGAGCUCACCGCCGCGACGGACCGACUCGUCCACGCUGCCAAGCCGACGCCGUCGCUCGACGACCUCAAGAACGACUUGCGGGCCGUCGUCAAGCGCAUUGCAGAGACACCGCCGAAUGGCCGUGCGAUGGACGAGCUCCUCGCUCAAAAGCACGAACUCAAGAAGGCAAUCGUGGCCAAGCAGCAAGAGAUUCUGAAGGAACGGGCCAAGCGUGACGAAGGGCUCUCGCUCGAUGAGCUCAAGACGCAGCUCAAGCAAGUGGUCGUGGCGAUGACCAAGGACCCGGACAACAUUAUGCUCCAGCAGCGCCGCAAGCACAUCAAGCAGCGCAUCGCCAAGCUUCAAGAUCGACAGCACAGCAGCAGUGCCAGCAGCAAUGGCCUCCGGUCCGAAAGUAGCAGCAACGACUCGGCGCCGCACGACUACCUACAGCAGCGAGCGCACAUGAACUCGACGGAACUUCUCGUGGGUGACAUGGACCGCGCACGCUUCAACGCGACGGAGCUGCUCGUUCGCCCUGACGUCGACGCGCGCCGACUCAACCACACGGAGCUGCACGUCGAUGCCCGGCGGCGGUUUGGGGGCACGGAACUGCACUCGGGCAGCUCCUCGAUGAGCUCCGAGAGCAAGCGCCGGUCCAACUCGGUCGAAGGACGCGGCGUCUCGAGCCACAGCAGCAUCAGCAUCAGCAGCAGUAACAGCAGCAACGACAUGCGCUUGCACGACCCAGCCGACUACGCGUCCUUGUCCCUCGACCAGCUCGAGCAUGAACUCCUGGUCGUGAAGGAAGCCACGCGGGCACCAGAUCUGGAUGGGUUGACAAAGGACCGGUACCGACGACAACUCUCGGAGCUCAACGCGCGCAUUGCCCGCGCUGAAGCCGACGCCAAGCGCGGCAGCUCUGUCUUGCGCUCGGAGCUCGCGGAGCUCAAGCAGCAGCUCAAGGCUGUCGGUGUGCGGCUCGAAGAGACAACGCACGAAAAGACGUUCCGUGCGCUACUUCAGAAGCGCGCCGACCUCAAGGGAAAGAUCGCGCGCCUCGAGCAGCAGCUGGUGCCCGAAAUGCCGCCGGCGCCCGCGCCGCUGCACCCGAAUGCAUCGCCGGCCGAGAUUACCAUGUACAUCUCUGGGCGCAAACAUGAGCUGCGCGACGUGGUGCAAAAGCUCAUGAAGACGACCCAAGAUAAGGACAGCGUGAGCAGCAGCCACUACAUGGCCCGGCGAAAAGAGCUCAAGCAGGCAAUCCUUACAGCGCAGGAGGCCCUGCAGCGGACAUCCGCAGUCACGACAGUAUCUACCGACGCGCCGACGUCACGCGCGCCAAGCGAAGCGACGCCCGAGACGAUGGACGCGCCAGCUGUCGAGAAGCACAUUGCGGGGCUCAAGCAGGAGCUGCGCGAGAUUGUAUCGGCGGUCGCCCAGCCCACAGCGUCGACGGCUCAGAAGCCCGAGCUCCUGCGCCGCCGCAGCGUCGUCAAGGAGCACCUCGCUGCCGCGCAAGACCACUUGGCGCAGAUCACGUCGCCCGACGUUGAGAAGGCCAAGCACGAGAUCGCCGUCGUGCAGCAGUACAUUGCGUCCCUCCAAGACGACCUCGCUGCCGUCCUCGCCAAGAUCAACUCGAAAGCGCCAGCUGAUUUGGCCAAGUCGUCGCUCUACAUGAUGCGGCGCAACGACCUCAAGAACAACCUGAGCUUUGCCCAGGACCAGCUCGUGGAGCUGACACAAAACCUCAAAGCAGCGCUGGCAAAGGCGCGGCCGAUCCGGUCAUCCACGGCCUCGUCCGACAAGCGCGACUCGUCCAAGGCCGAGAUCUUCGACGAGCCGAUUCCGCUCUCGAGCGAGGACCACGUGCGCAUGACGCAGACGUACAACGCGCCAAUCCCGAUGCAGACGGGAUACCUCGAGCUCGAGCCGCUCUCGCUCAAGCUCUUCCGCAAGGGCAAGGUCGUCUGGUGCAGCAUCGAGGCCAGCGGCUGUCUCUGCUGGUACAAGAGCCAGCGCGACCUCAAGCACGUGCGGGGCUUCGUCGACUUGGCCAAAACCUCGGCGCGCAACGUCUUUGUCAACUACGCACGCGGCAACACGUUCGACGUGCACGUUGUGAGCCCCGGCUUGCUCGCCAACACGGAAGAAGUCUCGCGCUUCAUUGCGCCGUCCACCGCCGAAGCUCAAAAGUGGGUGCGCGCCAUCAACGACACGAUCAAGGUCCUCGAGACCGCAACGCCGAUGAGCGCCGACGGCUAUGGCCGCAACUCGGUCGUCUUCUAA
Saprolegnia diclina VS20 is the source of this 4887-nucleotide messenger RNA. RefSeq lists its product as hypothetical. Gene Ontology annotation, molecular function: protein binding. The record is from RefSeq and is a predicted model, not a curated record. Bases 1 to 4887 code for a protein of 1628 amino acids. The transcript has 11 exons. NCBI's taxonomy places the organism in Eukaryota, Oomycota, Saprolegniomycetes, Saprolegniales, Saprolegniaceae.